Messenger RNA from Cuscuta epithymum, 447 nucleotides. NCBI's taxonomy places the organism in Eukaryota, Viridiplantae, Streptophyta, Magnoliopsida, Solanales, Convolvulaceae. The record is from the annotation of a GenBank genome assembly.
UAGUCCAUUAACGGCUGAGGAACUUUCGGUCUUCCCAGAAUUUCUGUGGUUUGUUAAUAUAUAUAAAAUGAAACCAUGGAUUAUACCAAGCCAAUCACUUAUUUCUAAUUUGAAUCUCAAUGAUGAAAUCACGAAUCAAAAGAUCGGUAAAAUUAAGAAUAAAAACAAAGAUAAAAAGGCUAAAAAGAAAACUGAGGGUGAAACCAAAGGUAAAACUGAGAGUAAAAAAAAAAGGAUAAAGCCGAGGGUCAAACCAAAGGGGAAACUGAAGGUGAAACUAAAGGUGAAACCAAAGGUCAAACCAAAGGUGAAACCAAAGGGAAAACUGAAGGUGAAACCAAAGGGGAAACUGAAGGUGAAACCAAGGGGGAAACUGAAGGGGAAACUGAAGGUGAAAAGAAAAGUCAAACUGAGAUAGAACUAGAGUUAUUCCUUAAUAUUUCUAUU